UUGGCUUAAAUUUUUUUUGAACGCAUAGAAUUUUAUUGGUUAAUAAGUAUAAUUUUAAGACAUGGCAGAUAGUUUAAAAAGGAAACCGAUUCACGCGAACAACACCGGUAACAUACAAGAUAAGGAGAAAAAUAUGUUGCAACAAAAAUCAAAAAUAAUACAAGAUCAUCCGAAAUCUAAAACAAAAGGAAGUAAAACGAAAUUGCCAGAAGAUUCGUCUCUGCAAGAAAAUGAACCUGUAAAUCAAGAAAUUGGAGGUGAUUACAACAGAGAUGAAAGACUGCGAAGUGUAUCUCCAGGAGGCAAAAAAGGGAAAUCCCCGAAAGAAAAUCAAACCAUAUUGAAUGAAGCAUCAUGUCAGACUAUUGAUGAUCCCCCAAAGCAAUGGAAAAACAUAUUAUUAUUCUUAUUAAUAGCAAUAGUGAUUGGCUUUGUAUUUGUUAAAACAGAUUAUAGCGCACUUUAUGGCUAUGCCACGAAACCUAGAUUAGUUUGCAAUUUCAAUCGAUUAAUUAAAAGGUACCCUUCAGAAGAUAAAAGCUUAUGGGUGGCUUUGAAAUAUGGAAUCGAAGACAUUUUAAAUCUUGAAAAUCCUGAAGGUCCAAGUGUCUAUUUGUUUAUGCGUGAUAAUAGUUCAACGGCCGUGAACACGAAUUUCGUUGAAGAUAUAGCAUAUUUAACCGCAUCUUGUUUUGAUAAAGAAUUAGAACCAAUUACAUUUACGAAGGAUGAUUUUGAUUCCGAUGACUAUGGAAUUGCUAUUGCAAAAUAUAAAAAAGAUAUUCAUGAUGGUGGUGUUUUGGUUGUCACAGUAAAUUUAAAUGAGGUUCCAGGAGCAGCAGCACGAGCAUUACAUACUAUUUGCGACAAAUUUAGCCCUAUAGUUAGGAAAGUUGUAAUAUUCUUAUCACUUAUAAUAGACCCCAAGUCUGAAGGUUUACCCCUACAAAUAGCUGAAGAUACACUAAGAACACUUUGGCGAUCUUCUCUUACUAGAAAUGAAUUAGAUCCUUUAAUUGUUCGUGUUUCAGAUUCUGUUUUUCGUUUAAAAUCAUAAAAAAUAUAUUCAUAUUUUUCAUCAGAACACAAAAAAAAAAGUAGUUUAGCAUUUAAUCAAGUCUGUUAUCAUGUAAAGUAAAUUUUGAUAUAUUGUAAUUAAAUUUUUAUCUGAUUAAUAA
Molecule: messenger RNA, 1178 nt
Organism: Condylostylus longicornis
Lineage: Eukaryota; Metazoa; Arthropoda; Insecta; Diptera; Dolichopodidae
Gene: TORIP
Exons: 5
Coding region: 62-1057 (331 amino acids)
Biological process (GO): membrane organization
Cellular component (GO): membrane
Molecular function (GO): ATPase activator activity
Source: RefSeq, a predicted model, not a curated record